This is a messenger RNA of Biomphalaria glabrata, 4478 nucleotides long. RefSeq lists its product as uncharacterized. Bases 16 to 696 code for a protein of 226 amino acids. The record is from RefSeq and is a predicted model, not a curated record. Lineage: Eukaryota; Metazoa; Mollusca; Gastropoda; Planorbidae. The transcript is spliced from 15 exons.
UUAUCGAAACAUUGAAUGCACCUUGUGCGAGUGUCUGGCAAUAGAAUAUCAACACCAACACAUAGUGACAUAGCAGUUUUUCAGAUUUCCCUUAGCGGAAAUGCCAAAAGUAAGCUAUCUCUCCACUGUUCACUGGACCUGACAGAGAAUCUGGUAUUGAAAUCACUGAAUCCAAAUCUAGUUGCAGCCAAAGUGAGCGAAAGUAUGAAAAAUGUUAUGAAUCAAGAAAGACCUUCAGUUAAUACCAAGGAAGUGAUUACAGUUAACACAAGUCUGGACCUGGACACAUUCUCAAAGCUCUUACCUUUCUUGCGAUGUUACUUUGUGAAUUCUCCGGUGAAUGAAGAAAACAAACUAAAAGUGGAGGACCAAGCCUCAAAAACUACUAGACUUAUCAAGACUACAAAUCCAAUUUAUUCAACUAAUGCUGAUGCCUCAAACACAACCAGACUUAACCAGACCACUGACCCAACCUAUUCAACUAAUGCUGAUGCCUCAAACAUAACCAGACUUAACAAGACCACUGACCCAACCUAUUCAACUAAUGCUGAUGGCUCAAUGGAAAAAAAAAUCCUAAUGGUCAUUUCAAUUUGCUCAACUUUCUUGAUUGCUGUUGCAUUGGCUCCUCAACAGCUGUUCAAUUUAGUAUUCAAAGCAAUGCUGUGGUCUGCACCUCCAAUGCUGCUGAAGAAAUAGAGAUUGCGAACAGUACAGAAGAAAACCAUGUUUAUGACUCAGUAAUAUAUACAGGAUAUUAGACCUUUGGGUACUACAUCAGAAAGGAAGAUUAUUAAAUCCUAGUCCAAACCUUCUACAGGAUGGCAAGUUCCAGCCCAAGACUUCAGAGGACCUAACUGAAACGAUUAAUUCAAAUGCUACAAGUAUUUCUGACCUAAGUAUCCAGCCUGAAACUUGGGAGAGCCUAACUGAAAGCAUCCCAACCAGUAUUGCUGACCAAACUCCCAAGACUACAGAGGGCCUAACUAUAACUAUUAAUAGAACCUCCACCCGUAUUGCUGACCAAACUGAAACAGAUCCAGUUUAUAUUAAUAUGGCUUGCCAAACUACUGUCAAUGAAAUGAAUAAAUGAAAACAUGUGAGCAGCCUUAAAUAUACUGAAAUUUUAUUCUACAAAAUGUAACUUCCUUCAGAAUGAAAAAAAACAAGUUUUGGGCAAUUAUAUGGAAAAAAAAACAAGUUUGGGACAAUUUUAAAAAUGUGUUGAUUCAGGUCUUUUUUGAAUGAUUGUUGUGUUUUUUUAAUUUUAAAAUAAUUUUUUUUAUGUGUUUUAGAUCUAUAUGUUAUCACUGUAAAAUUGAGUUGUUUCAUUUCAUAUGCGUAAGUCUUGUUAAGUUGUUCAGUAUUUCAUAGAGAUAUUUCCUUUUGAUACCAUCAUAAGCGAUUUAAGUUGAUGUACUAGUACAUUGUUUUCUUGACAUUUUUUUUAGUUUUAAUUUAUGUUAUGAGUGCUGCUUUCAAUCUGUUAAUGUUACUUCUUCCAAAAUUCUUGAUAUUGGUUAGUCUAAUUGUGAAUUCAGGUUUUUUCCUCCAUUUUUAGUAGCUCUGUUGUAAUUUUGGUCCUCUCCUGGUGCUUUGUAAUUUUUUAUUUCUGAUGUUUAAAUUAGAGUUGGUGAGUUUAUAGUGUUGGUAGGUUUAUUGUGUUGGUGGCUGUUCAUAUUUUCCUUUGUCUCCAUCUUGUUUUAUUUAGGAACUCCUCAAAGUAUUCAGCCCUUCUGGUUUUUUUUUUGUGACGAGAACACCAUUAUUGUUCUCAUACAUGUGUGAUCUUGCUUGAAAUCCAUUCUUGUCAUCCCUUAUUUUCAUGCCCAUUCCUCUCGCAUCAAGGUUCUCAAUGAGUGCUCUUUUUUUUUUAUUGCCUCAUUUUUAUGCUUUCGACAGAUUUUGUAACCCUUCGCCUUGCUUCUUUGUACUGCUUUCUGGUUUCUUUCUUUAGCAUUAUUUGUCUGUUCAAUAUGCCUGCAUUCUAUAUGUCAGACUCUCCUUUUCUUUUGCUUAAAUCCAACCAUGUCAUCUGCUUUACUUUUAAUAGCAUGUUGUUGUUUUUUUAUUGCUCAUUUGUUAUAAUUAGGAUUACCCACAGGCUACGUCUGUUGUUGUGCUUCAACAAUUUAUCUUUUGGUCUGUGAAUUCUAGUAUAUGCUUCAUUUAAUUGGAGUGGCCAGCUUUAAAUUCCUUCCCAUACACACUUCUGGCCUGUGAACUGUUCUCACGUAACAUUUUGACCCAAUAUCCCCCAUCCAAUUUCAAUACUCUUCUAAGAUAUUACUUUGAAUUAGAGCGGCUCACUUAUAUUGAUCUCCCACACACAAACACAUCCUUCUGGCCGUUUUUUUUUUACCACCACCCCAACACACAAAAUAAAAUAUCUAUAUUUGCUUUUUCUUUUUAAAACAUUUUACACACAUAAAACAAAAUUUUUGUCCUAGCUUUGAUAGAAAAAAAAAGAUUGUUUUCAUAUAAUGUCUACAAAAACAAGUUAGGGGCCACAUACUGCCAUUGAAAUUUACUUUCGAAAGGAGUUUUUUUUUUAAAUGGUGAUUAAAACAGAAAGAAGUAUAAAAUUGUCUUUUUGUUAUAGCAACUUGAAGAUAAAAUUGGGAAUGAAACAUCAUUUUGGGAAGUUUUAAUUGCUGUAGCUUCCAUUUGUGAACUGGCUUAGUUGUUCUAGAGCAGGGGUUCUCAACCUGUGGGUCGCGACCCCAUUGGGUGUCGCCUAAGACCAUCGAAAAUAUGGAUUGUUUUUGUCUAUUCUUCUUUUGCUGUGUGUGUGGGGGGGGGGGGGGUCGCGGCCGAGUGGGGGAUUCUAAAAAGGGGUCGCCAAGCUUAAAAGGUUGAGAACCGUUGUUCUAGAGACAAGUUAAGUAAUAACAAGUUAAAUUUGUAUUUUUUUUAGUUCACCACAAUCGGGGUACCGUAACUAGUGAAAGGUGGGGGAAUCAGUAAGUGCCCUUAGAAUUAUAGUCUAGAUUGUAAUUGUCCUUUUCCAAUGCUGUUAGAUGUGUUAGGAAUUCUUAAGUUUCUGCAUCAAGUGGGUCUAUCAUGAGUUUUUGAGUAUCAUAUUGCUGUGCUACUUUGGUUAUUGUAUAUUUUACUUUUACUCUUUGUCUAAAUUUAGCUUUGGCUACUAGAUGGUCUGCAUCUGUUUCUCUGAAACUUCUUACAUGAAAGACAUCAAAUCUACAUCUUUUACUUAUGAUUAUCCAUUUAUGAUCUAUUGGAUUUUGGUUUUUCCAUCAGGUGAGAUCCAUGUUGCUUUGUACAUUUUCUUAUGCUGGAAUUUAGUGCUACAGAUAGACAUUCCUUUUCCUGAGGCCAAACCCAGUAAUGUUAGGUCAUUAUUAUUUGCCUCUUCAUAUAAGUUUUCUUUGCCGAUUAUUGGUCUGAAGGCGAAUUCUUUUCCAAUUUUGGCAUUGAAAUCUCCUAAAACUAUUUUGAUGUCCUGCAGUGUUGCCUUGUCAUAAAUUCUUCUAGUCCAUCAUAGAAGGCUUAUUGUGUGAUCAAUGCUUUUUCCUUCAACGUUAAGGGCGUUUUAUUAUAGCCUAAACAUUUUUUAAAAAUUAACUUUAUAUUAUUCAUAUUUGUUUUAGCUUUCCCAACAAUAUUUUUUUUUUAUAUGACUGUUAUUAACCCUGCACACAACCAGCUGGGGGUGGCCUAUUAAGCUCUCUGGAUAGCUGCCUUUACUUUCAGUUAAGGUGCCAUAAUCUUUGUGGAUCCUUCCUUUUCAUACAGGCAGCAGGUUCGAUUUUGGUAUACCAUAAGUAUUUUAUUUCUUCGAUAUUUGCCAUAUCUGAAGAGCAUACCCCUAUUUGCCACCUGAGUAAAAGUUUGAUGGGAGAUCAAAGACUCCAGAUGAGAAAAGUUCAAGCUUGAUUUAAUUGUGAUCCUUCAGUUGUGAAACUACUAUAUGGAAAUGAAUCCCUGUGCAAUGGCCGAAACUAUAUCUCCUCAGCAGUUUCCCUCUCUCCAAGCAACUGAUCUAGAUCCAAAGGAACAGCAAGUGUCGAUACAAGAUCAGUGGCCUCACAGGCUUUAUACUAUUGUCUUUCUACUUCUGCUGAUGAAUUUCAGAAUUUUGGCCCUUGAAGGCCUGAUUGUAAAUUUGUUUAUUAACAUUGCAUUGCACUAUAUAUACAAUUAUUUUAUAAGCUUUGGAAGCUGCCUGUUUUCUUCAUAUUUAACUUUUUUUUUUCGCAUAUUAACUUCGAACAUUUACUUUUUAAAAAUUAAUGUAGCCAUGAUAUCUGGACAGUUAUUUUGUAGGGAUACUGUUUGAGUCACAGCUUUUCUGGAAUGUUACUUGCGAGUUGCAUAAUCAAACUAUCUAUGUGAGGAAAUAAAGUACUAAGGAUAUUACCUGCAUGUAAGGCUUGUUAUUGACCUAUAAUUAGGAUGAACUAUUUGUUAUGAACUAUUUGUUAUGAACUAUUUGUUGAGAUUAAAAUUUUGAAACAGUU